CCACUAAUGAUGACGUCUUAACAUGCGCGUGCGCUGCAGCAGCGAUGUUGAGGUGGGGAAUGCGUUUUAAUGUUUAUGGUUUUUAUUGAAUAAAGUAAUGAGCUUUCCAUGCAAUAAUAUUAACAACAAGAUUGUUCCUAGUAUCUUCUCACUACUACAAACUCAAAACUGCGUGAAAUCUCGCUAUCGAUACCGGACCCUGUGUUCAGUGGUCCUGCAGCCGGACCGAGCAUCAACUUGUUCUGAGAGUGUUUCGAAGCCGAUGCUUGAGCAGCAUCAACACCGCGGGAUGGAUCCCAGCCUAUACACCGCUCCUCCUGAGGUCCGAGGUAUGACCUGUUUGGAUAAAGAAGUCUUCUCCCAGACAGUUAUUGUCCCAGCCUUGCGUGUGCCAAAAGAAGUCCUCAAUAAAUUGGUUAAGAGCCUGAAAAAAGUAGCACUCCAGCGCCCGGGCAUACGAAGAGUGGUUGAGGUUGAAGGCAGCGAUGACGAGAGGCUCUUGUUGCUGGACCCUGCCAGUGUCUCCUCACCCAGCUCAUUCAGCGAUGCAGAAGCCGAGGCGUUGCAGUCAUUUGGAGUACCUCAAGAGCUCCAGCGGUACGAGCUGCGGCUGACCUAUGACAACCUGAAGAGUGAGGAGGUUCUGCGCGCUGUGCUGCCAGAAGGCCAAGACGUCACCUCGGGGUUUAGUCGAGUGGGUCACAUUGCGCACAUGAACCUGCGUGAGCACCAGCUGCCCUACAGAAACCUCAUAGGCCAAGUCAUAAUGGAUAAGAACCCUGGGGUGACCUGUGUGGUCAAUAAGACCAACACCAUCGACUCCGCCUACCGCAACUUCAAGAUGGAGGUGAUGGCUGGAGAGGAAAAUAUGGUGGCUAAAGUGCGUGAGAACGGCGCGACAUACGAGUUUGAUUUCUCCCGUGUGUAUUGGAACCCUCGUCUUAGCACCGAGCAUGAGCGUGUGGUGGCUCUUCUGAAACGCGGUGACACUGUGCUGGAUGUGUUUGCUGGCGUGGGUCCUUUUGCCAUCCCCGCUGCCCGCCGUGGCUGCACUGUGCUGGCCAACGACCUCAACCCCGAGUCUCACCGCUGGCUGCAGCACAACUGCAAACUGAACAAGGUGGAGCGUAAGGUCACCACCUUUAACCUGGAUGGCAGGGCCUUCAUCCAGGGGCCACUGAAGCAGCAGCUGCCUGUCAUGAUGAAGGGGACAGUCGGUGUGCAUGUGGUCAUGAACCUUCCUGCCUUGGCCCUGGAGUUCCUGGAUGCCUUUAGAGGCCUGCUAGACCAGGGACAUUCCUGUGCUGUGAACCUGCCGCAGGUGCACUGCUAUGGGUUCUCUAAGGAGGAUGACCCCCAGAAAGAUGUGGUGGAAAGGGCCUCGGCCAGCCUGGGUUUCUCCCUAGAGGGGUUGUGCUCUGUACAUCUAGUGCGGAACGUGGCCCCCAACAAGGAGAUGAUGUGUGUGAGCUUCACCAUCCCCAAAGAGGUUCUCUUCAGCAGAGAGCGCACACAGACGGAAGCCAUAGAAGAACCAGCCCCAAAGAGACAAAAGUGUGCGGAGACAACAAAUUGAAUAUAUUUGACCAAGGAGCUCAUUCUGAGACCUUGAAUUGUACAUUUUAUUUUUGAACUCAUGUUAUUUUAUAAUAGUGUCAAUAAGGCUGACAUGAUCUAAAUCAUGGUUAUGCCUUGACCUAAAAAGCACAUACAAUCAGGUAUGUGUUGACUGUAUUUGAAAUACUGGUCCAUUAUCCAGGUCCCACAAAUAGGCAUUGUUUCAAUAGUUUUCUUAUCCAACAACUGUCUUCAUGUGUUUGUUUUUUUAAAUAAAAAAAUAAGAUCAUACAAAAAUGGCAA
This is a messenger RNA of Oncorhynchus keta (chum salmon), 1860 nucleotides long. Its product is annotated as tRNA (guanine(37)-N1)-methyltransferase-like. Gene Ontology annotation, cellular component: mitochondrial matrix; cytoplasm. Gene Ontology annotation, biological process: tRNA N1-guanine methylation; mitochondrial tRNA methylation. Lineage: Eukaryota; Metazoa; Chordata; Actinopteri; Salmoniformes; Salmonidae. The transcript is spliced from 5 exons. The coding region runs from base 98 to 1576 and encodes 492 amino acids. The record is from RefSeq and is a predicted model, not a curated record.